This is a messenger RNA of Rotaria sp. Silwood2, 627 nucleotides long. Lineage: Eukaryota; Metazoa; Rotifera; Eurotatoria; Philodinida; Philodinidae. The record is from the annotation of a GenBank genome assembly.
AUGUCAGCUACAAGGCGUCUCCAAAAAGAACUCGAAAUACAAUCAAAACAUACAUUAGCAACGACAAAAGAUCCGUUAGAGCGUUUACGUGCAGCAUGCUUGGCUCGAGGAGCACAAGGAAUUAAAGGAUUAUCCAUUUUAUUUCGUAUUAUGGAUGAUGACAAAAGUAAAAAGUUGACCUUCGAUGAAUUCAAAAAAGGUGUUGAAGAAUAUGGUCUGAAUUUUUCAAAAGCUGAAAUUGAAGACCUUUUUCGUAUUAUGGAUAUUGAUCAAAGUGGUCACAUUGAUUAUGAAGAAUUUCUGCGCCGAUUAAGACCACCAAUGAAUAAUUUUCGUCUUGAUUUGAUUGCUAAAGCAUUUGCUAAACUUGAUAAAAAUCAUGAUGGUCAAAUAACUGUUGACGAUUUACGGGGUCUUUAUAUAGUGAAGAAUCAUCCAAAAUAUAUGAAUGGCGAAUGGAGUGAAGACCAGGUAUUGAGACACUUUCUUGAUUGUUUUGAUUAUGGCAAUCAUAAGGAUGGUGUUGUAACACGAGACGAAUUUAUCGAUUAUUAUUCAGGUGUUAGUGCAUCGAUUGAUAAUGACAUGUAUUUCGAUUUAAUGAUGCGAAAUUCAUGGAAAUUAUAA